UGUGGUUUACACGGAGGACCGGAGGAGCACCAGAGUUAUCUCCGGCUCGAACCCGAGAUCGGACCGCACAAGACGAGCAGGGGGGCAUCGCCGACUCGCCGUGCUGCGUCGAGACCCAAGCCAACACAGCCCAGCCAUGUCGGCGCGUGACCGCGAGACGGCCGAGGCGCUGGUGCGCCUCGCCGCCUCGCUGGACGGGGCGGUGCUCGGGCUCGGCACGGCGGCCGUCGCCGUCGCGUCGUGGGUCAAGUACCUCGCCGUCUCGGGCCAGCUGCGCCUCGUCGCCUCCGCGGCGACGGCCUCCAUCGGUGACGCCCGCUCCCUCCUCCGGGGCGACGGCAACGAGCCGCGGAUCGCCGCGGUGCGGGGCUACGUGCGGACCCAGGGCUCGUUCCUCCGGGCCCCGUUCUCAAGCGAGGCGGGCGUCGUCGUCAAGCACACCCAGAUGUGUUUGUUCACAGAAUGGAGAGGCAUCUUUGGAUGGACCUUUGAUCUGCAUGCUCUUCUUUUCAGAUCAUGGAAAGAGCAAAUUGUGACAUCUUUUAGAGCGGUUCCGUUUGUUCUGGCUAGUACUGAGUUAGGAAAUUCUACAGGAGUGGUGCAUAUAAAUGUGGAUGAGGUGGAUUAUCAACCGUUGCCUCUUACUACAGUGUUUCAUAAACUUAUCCCACUUGAGACAACUCCGUACACAUUGUUUCAAACUAUUAUUGGCAACGGCUAUCCGAUUGCAUUGUUGGAUGAAGAAAAAAUACUACCGAUUGGUAAGAAAAUUACAGCAAUAGGACUAUGCCGAGCAAAGAAUGCAGAAAGUGUCGAGAUCACAUCGUGCCCAGAGAUCCCCUUUUUCUUAUCUGAACUAACCAAGGAUGAGAUGCAAGCUCAGCUGGCUUCACGUGCUAGGAUACUCUUUUGGGGUAGUAUUGUUUUGGGAACCUUGUCGGUUUGCUUAGUGGGCCAUGCCAUUUACAGGGGCUGGAAGAGAAUCAAACUACGGAGAGAGGCUAGGCAGGCACAACAGAUGUUUGAGGAUGCUGAAGAUGCUAUUCGGGAAGAUAACUCUAGUGAUGAUGAUGAUGAUGAUGUAGGAGACGGCCAACUAUGUGUUGUGUGCUUAAGGAAGAGAAGGAAAGCAGCUUUUAUUCCAUGUGGGCAUCUUGUCUGCUGUUGCAAAUGCGCAUUAAGAAUGGAGCGUGAGGUUGAACCGUUGUGCCCUAUGUGCCGUCAAGACAUCAGAUACAUGAUAAGGAUUUAUGACUCUUGAGGUACCUUGCUGAUAAGAUCUACACGCUUCCUAGCUGACCCAUGCAAGCCUGAGGAGCACAACUGUUCAUCCUGCUGGGCAUUUUCCUAGUCUAGUCUGCUAGAUGACUGCCCGAUUUUGGAUUUGUGAAUAUAAUGUCUUGACCCUCCAAAUUAUGCUCUUGAUUGCCUGGGAAAAAAUAGCUUAGCUGAAAUCGUGAACUAACGCAGAGUUAUUUUUUGUUUGCUUUGCGCAUAUCUUUAUCCAUUAUGUAAAUCAAUCAUAUAGUUUGCGACAAAUGAUUUUAGAGAUUUGGCCAUUUUCUGCCGUCUGAUCGUCACCUCUACUGCUCUGGAAGUGUGGGUUGCAAAAGAUAAUGCUGUUCGUCGUGAUGAACACGAUGCUGUUCCAGCUCUACGGUAACCUGGCAUCAGAUGACAGCGGUGUCCGUGCGCCGGAGCCUUGACGCUUGCCAGCGGAUAACAUUGCCGAAGCUGUCUUUGGCUAAGCGUCAAGCCCUAUUCUGAUGCUGUACUAAGAAACUGUAGUAUCAAUAAAUUGUAACUUUAGAAUAGACGAAGAGUAGAGUUUUUAAUAAAACUCUAAAAUGACUGACUGGUGA
This is a messenger RNA of Sorghum bicolor (sorghum), 1862 nucleotides long. RefSeq names its product E3 ubiquitin-protein ligase SPL2. The transcript is spliced from 7 exons. Gene Ontology annotation, biological process: organelle organization; protein ubiquitination. Lineage: Eukaryota; Viridiplantae; Streptophyta; Magnoliopsida; Poales; Poaceae. The record is from RefSeq and is a predicted model, not a curated record. Gene Ontology annotation, molecular function: ubiquitin-protein transferase activity. The coding region runs from base 137 to 1261 and encodes 374 amino acids.